CCGCACCAGUUGGCAUCAGUGUACGGUAGGCCAGAGUUUCCGCGUGUGUUCUCUUUCCAGUUAGAUAUUUCUGAUGGCCGCAUGAUUCUGAAAGGGGCUUGAGAUGGAGCAUGAUCAAGUGCAGUUUAAUGCUCUCCUAAAUAACUUGCUCAGCACUGAAAAUGAACUGAGAACCACUGCUGAGAAUGCAUACGAUGCCAUUCCAGCUGCCACGCGGGUGGUUUUCCUCAUGGCGGCCACCACAAGGGCCGCUUGUGAGGAACAGGUGCGCACCCUGGCAGCAGUCCUGUUGCGGCGCCUGAUCAGCUCGGACUUUGAGAAGUUCUACCCCGAGCUCCCGCCUGCAACUCAGGAGGAGCUGAAGAAUCACCUUUUGCUCAGCAUUCAGAAUGAGCAGAACGACACGAUACGGCGUCGCAUAUGCGACGCAGCUGCAGAACUUGCCAGGAAGCUCAUUGACGAUGAUGCUAAUAAUCACUGGCCUGAAUUUCUCAAGUUCCUCUUCACAUGUGCAAGUGCCUCCAGCCCUGUGCUUAGGGAGUCUGCUCUACAGAUAUUUGCGUCGGUGCCCGGCAUCUUUGGAAACCAGCAGGCUCGAUAUCUGGACAUGAUCAGGCAGAUGUUGGUACAGUCCCUCAACGACACUGCAAACAAAAAUGUACGAUUUGCUGCCCUGAGAGCUGUGUGCGCCUUCCUACUGAUCCACGAGAAGGAGACUGCAAUCCACAAAAUGUUCACAGACUCCAUUCCUGUGAUGUAUCAAAUUCUCUCGGAGAGCAUAGAAAAGUUGGAGGAUGAUUCAAUUGCCAAAUGUUUUGUGGACCUAGCGGAGGCCUGCCCGCGUUUCUUCAGGCCUCACCUGGAUGGUCUCAUGCAGCUCUGCCUCAAGGUGAUUGCGGAGCCAUCGGUGCCGGACACUUGGCGGCACCUCUGUCUAGAGACUGUGGUCACUCUUUCUGAAACGGCCCCUGCCAUGGUUCGCAAGCUAGCUAGCAAGCAUAUUGCUCAACUUGUUCCACUUCUGUUUAAUAUGAUGGUCGACCUAAAUGACGAUGCCGAGUGGGCUACUGCGGAUGAAAUAACCGAGGACGACAAUGACAGUGAUCCGGUUGUUGGAGAGUCUUCCCUGGACAGGCUAGCCUGCAGCCUUGGUGGCAAAACAAUCCUUCCUCUUGUCAUCAACUGUUUAUCACAAAUGCUAGCGAGCACUGACUGGAAACAUAGGCAUGCAGCUCUAAUGGCAGUGUCAGCGGCUGGUGAAGGCUGCCAUAAGCAGAUGGAAGCGAUGCUACCACAAAUUGUCGAAGCUGUCCUAAAGUACUUGCAGGAUCCUCACCCUCGUGUGAGGUACGCAGCGUGCAACGCGCUGGGCCAGAUGGCUACGGACUUCUGUCCGGUGUUUGAGAAACGAUUCCACGACCGCGUUAUCCCUGGGCUGAGCAUGCUGUUAGAGGACCACGCAAAUCCGAGGGUGCAAGCACACGCUGGAGCUGCAUUGGUGAAUUUCUUUGAAGAUUGUCCAAAAACUGUCCUCUUGCCAUAUUUGGAUGCAGUGGUGGCGAAGAUUGAGACAGUCUUGACAACAAAAAUGAAGGAGUUGGUUGAGAAAGGCAACAAGCUGAUGCUGGAGCAGAUCGUGGUAACGCUUGCUGCCCUAGCUGACCGUGCUGAAGAGAAGUUUGUGGACUAUUAUGAUAGGUUCAUGCCUUGCCUCAAGUAUAUUAUUGAGAAUGCCUCAACUCCAGAGCUACAAAUGCUGAGAGGGAAGACUAUUGAGUGUGUCAGUCUGAUUGGUCUGGCGGUGGGCAGAGAAAAGUUCAUGGCUGACGCCAGCGGUGUAAUGGACAUGCUUCUGAAAACGCAAACAGGUGACAUAGAGAUCAGUGAGGACAAUCCACAGCUUUCCUACAUGAUUUCUGCGUGGGCGAGGAUAUGCAAGAUUUUGGGGAAGCAGUUUGAACCUUACCUUCCGUACGUCAUGGGCCCCGUACUGAAGGCUGCAUCCUUGAAGCCAGAGAUUGCCCUGAUGGAUAGUGAUGACAUGAAAGUAGUAGAAGAGGAUGAAGACUGGCAGUUUGUGAGCUUUGGAGACCAGCAGAACUUUGGUAUCAGAACCGCUGGCUUGGAGGAGAAGGCUACAGCUUGCCAGAUGUUGGUGUGCUAUGCGCGAGAACUAAAAGAGGGCUUUGUGACUUACGCGGAGGAAGUAGUCAAGCUAAUGGUGCCCAUGCUCAAGUUUUACUUUCACGAUGCAGUCAGGUCGGCAGCUGCAGAGAGCCUACCCUACCUUCUGGAGUGUGCGAAGAUCCGUGGAGAGGGAUAUGUAAAUGAGAUGUGGCACUACAUCUGCCCAGAACUUCUCUCUGCCAUUGAUGCAGACCCGGAAAAGGAGGUUCAGUCGGACCACAUGUCAAGUUUCGCGCAGUGUGUGACAACGAUGAACAGUCGGUGCUUGACGGAGGAACACAUGACGACACUCGUGAAAGUCCUGGACAAGUUCCUGAAGGAACACUUCGAGAGGGCUGCCGAACGACAGCUCAAGAGGAAGGAUGAAGACUACGAUGAAGUGGUGGAGGAAGAACUUCUUGGUGAGGACGACACAGAUGUCUUCUUGCUAAGCAAGAUGGCCGAUAUCCUGAGGUCCCUGUUAUCUGUCUACAAGCAAGACUUCUUCCCGUACUUUGAUCAACUCCUGCCCCAUUUUGCGACUCUGUUGCAAGCUGACAGGCCUUGGCCAGAUCAUCAGUGGGCCCUCUGUGUUUUUGACGACAUCAUAGAGUACGGUGGUCCGGGCUGCGCAAGGUACCAAGAGUACUUCUUGCAGCGUAUGAUGGAACUUCUAGGCAGCCAGAGCGCGGAGGUACGGCAGGCGGCCAGUUACGGCGUCGGCGUGCUCGCACUGUUUGGGGGAGAGGCGUUCGCAAAGAUAUGUGCAAAUGCGGUGCCCUUGCUGGUACAGGUGAUUGAGGCACCUGAGUCUCGGUCGCUGGAACACAUCUUUGCUACGGAGAACGCCAUCUCUGCCGUGAGCAAGAUACUGCUCAGUUGCAGCCAAGAAGUGAAUGCCCAGGAGGUGAUCCCACGUUGGUUCUCGUGGCUGCCGGUCUGGGAAGACGAAGAGGAAAACCCGCAUGUCUACGGUCUGCUGUGCUCUCUCCUUGAAGUGAACCACCCAGCCCUUUUGGGUGAGAACAACAACAACCUGCCAAGGAUAGUUAUGGUCAUGGCAGAAGCAUUCAGCAGAAAGGCUGUGGAGCCAUCCUCUGAGGUUGGCAAGCGAAUGAUCACAUUGCUGACAGCAUUAAAGAACAGCAGCGAAGUCUUUGCCAUGUGCCUCUCUCAGCUGUCGCCGCAGCAGCAAGAAAUCCUGCACGUGGUGCUGACUCCCACAGUGGCGUGACACGUUCAGUGACAUAGUAGUGCUUCAGUGCGAGGACCGCGCAGCAAGAUGGGGUGCCCCGAGAACUUGUGUGCACAGGGGCACAGUCGUGGAGCGAAGAGAGUGGCGGCGUACGCCCCGUACGCUGAACUAUGGCGGUGCCAGGUGCCGCAGUUUCGAGUCAUCCAAGACAGUCGAUGUGUUCCCCCCUGCACCGGAGUGUGAUCCGGGUCUCAUGGGCGCUGAAUUUACGGCGUUACGUUGUUGGAGUGGUGGACGUAGAUUUGUCUAAUAAUUGUCUAGUUUUAAUGGUAUUGUUAAAGGCUUACGAUGCAGACUCUUUUCUUUUUUUACAGUAUUUAUUUGAGGAAGACUAAAAAGUGCAAGUUAACAAGC
Messenger RNA from Ornithodoros turicata, 3775 nucleotides. RefSeq names its product importin-5-like (gene Karybeta3). The transcript has 24 exons. Gene Ontology annotation, molecular function: nuclear import signal receptor activity. The coding region runs from base 104 to 3400 and encodes 1098 amino acids. The record is from RefSeq and is a predicted model, not a curated record. NCBI's taxonomy places the organism in Eukaryota, Metazoa, Arthropoda, Arachnida, Ixodida, Argasidae. Gene Ontology annotation, biological process: protein import into nucleus. Gene Ontology annotation, cellular component: nucleus; cytoplasm.